This is a messenger RNA of Colletotrichum phormii, 192 nucleotides long. RefSeq lists its product as uncharacterized. The annotation marks the transcript as partial. The transcript has 2 exons. The record is from RefSeq and is a predicted model, not a curated record. Lineage: Eukaryota; Fungi; Ascomycota; Sordariomycetes; Glomerellales; Glomerellaceae.
CAAGAGGUCUACGACGGUCUACUAUCCAGGCCAGACGACGCACCGGCCAUCGUAACGUUAGGUCCGCUAUGCGAGUUCGUAGUCGAAGAUAGUACGUUACCGCCCGACUGUCGAUACGUAGGUAGAGACCGGCGGCGGAUCCGAGAACAUCUCAGGGUCAAGCAUGGCUGGGACUUGGGACUCAAGGGUGGA